Messenger RNA from Trichomycterus rosablanca, 2028 nucleotides. RefSeq names its product MOB kinase activator 1Bb (gene mob1bb). Gene Ontology annotation, biological process: hippo signaling; positive regulation of protein phosphorylation. The record is from RefSeq and is a predicted model, not a curated record. The coding region runs from base 247 to 897 and encodes 216 amino acids. Lineage: Eukaryota; Metazoa; Chordata; Actinopteri; Siluriformes; Trichomycteridae. Gene Ontology annotation, cellular component: cytoplasm; nucleus. Gene Ontology annotation, molecular function: protein kinase activator activity. The transcript is spliced from 6 exons.
GCUCCAAUCAGAGGAAGAACGGCAGAAAGGAAACACCGGAAAAGCCUGAACCGUGAACUGCGAGGACUCGGAUAGAAUCGGAAUCGGAUGUAACUGAAUUCGUUACCUACGUGUCGACUCUUUUUCCAUCGUCUGUUGUUCUGUUGUAACUGUGCACGUUUCUAUUGAAGCUCACUGCUGGUGUGUGAAUUGACUCCGGACACAGUUUCGACUCUUUCUUUGGGGAACCUCAAACAGCAUUAAGAGAUGAGUUUCCUAUUUGGCAAUCGCUCGUCCAAGACCUUCAAGCCAAAGAAGAACAUUCCAGAAGGCUCCCACCAGUACGAGUUGCUGAAACAUGCCGAGGCGACACUAGGCAGUGGGAACUUGCGCAUGGCAGUCAUGCUGCCAGAUGGAGAGGACCUGAACGAAUGGGUGGCUGUGAACACUGUUGACUUCUUCAACCAGAUCAACAUGCUUUACGGCACCGUCACAGACUUCUGCUCUGAGGAUAGCUGCCCAGUCAUGUCUGCAGGACCCAAGUAUGAGUAUCACUGGGCUGAUGGUACAAACAUCAAAAAGCCGAUCAAAUGCUCAGCCCCUAAAUACAUUGAUUACCUUAUGACCUGGGUGCAGGAUCAGCUCGAUGAUGAAACACUCUUCCCAUCCAAAAUUGGCGUCCCCUUCCCCAAAAACUUCAUGUCCGUCGCUAAGACUAUUCUGAAGCGCCUCUUUCGUGUCUACGCUCACAUUUACCACCAGCACUUUGACUCUGUCAUGCAGCUGCAAGAAGAAGCACACCUUAACACCUCCUUCAAACACUUCAUUUUCUUCGUACAGGAGUUUAAUCUAAUUGACCGAAAGGAACUGGCACCCCUUCAAGAGCUGAUUGACAAACUGACAACCAAAGACAGAUAGAUGGAUUUAAAGGAAGGAAUGAUUAUGAUCUAUCAUGUUACUACACUCCAUCAUAUCUUUUCCUUUUGUGUUCUUUUUGUUUUGUUUUGUACAAACGCCCUUUCCUGGUGUAUACAUGUAGCACGUGCUGCAUGUAAAAGUUAACAUGGACUGGGGAACAAAUCAUCCCAUUCUUCUCAAGAUAUGGGUUAGAACUGUGCUAAUGGCGAAAAGGGAGUUAGCUAAAUAUUUUAGGAAAUGACACUAGUUCAUCUUUAAUUCACAGUUUCUAGUAGUUUUCUCCGUUUUAAUGAAACACAUUUAAACAGCAAUUUAAUGAAUACUAAAUUCUAGAUUGCAGUGUUUUUGUUUUCUUAAACUCUAAGUCUUUAUACUUUGUGGAUUUUUGUUCUUUGUAUGUUAUGACACAUUUACCAGCUAGCAGCAAGUCUGUAAAAGCACCAGUCCACUAAUUUUGUGUCAUUUUUUGUAUGCGUGUAGUAUUUUAAGCAGAAGUGACCAGAAAAAAUUGGUAGAUAGAUACUUAAAAUCUAUUUUCCUAUGCAAUUCUCAUGAUGAAUUAUUUUGCUUACUCAUGCCUGUUUAGUAAUGCUAGUAAUGAAUAAUUUACUAUAGCCUGGUUUUCCUGCUUUGGUUUACUGUAAUAUCUUCAUGCUUCAUUUUGAAGUGAAAGAGUUAUGGAAAAUGUGAUUGAAUUUAAAUGCUGGAAGUUACUUACCUUUUUAAAUGGAUAUAAUAGAUUAGCAAUUAGUUGUGUAUAAAAGUGAUUGGUGAAUUAUAGUUACGUACUCUUCAUUUGCCUUUUAUACACAGCUAAUUUGCAUUACACAUGUUUUUUUGUUUGUUUUUUUGCAAAGCUGGCAUGACCCUGUUUGUAUCCAAAUGUUUUCAUUAGUUGAAUUGAAUUUUUGUUGUAACGAUGUAAAUUGAACAGCCCCGUCGACACAAAUGCUAUAGUAUGUGCCAACUAUUCAUUUUUGUUGGAGAUCUUUAUAACAGAUAUUUUUCCUGCUGAAUAUUUAGGACUAGAUAAGUAAAGUUAAGUAGCUGUGACAGAUGGAAUGAAUAUUUUACAGAUGAUUAAUUACUGAUUGUUUUACAGUAAUAAAUGCUGUCUAUUAUCAAGUAAAA